GAGCACUGUGUAGGACCAGUAGCUGCUUUUGUGAUUGGCGUGUAAUGACUGACUGAGUUCACAAUUAUAUAGACAGGGGCUUAGUCAGGAUGGUUUUCUUGCCUUUAGUACCUCCACCUCUGGAGAUUUUCAGAAUUCACUGAAAGGCUGAACGAGGCUGUGAGAAGCCUGGCUUGACUUAAAGGCUGACCCUAUUUUGACUGGAAGUUUGUGCUGUGGACCAUCUGAGGUCCCUCCCAGCCUAAAUUUGCCUGUGAUUUGGUCAUGAUACCAGAAGCAAAAACCUGGUGAUGAUAUUAGAAGUGGAAGUUUUCCUAAGUUAAAGCAAGGAAACCCACAGCUAAAAUCCACCUAGAAAGUCUGUCUUGGUCCUUGUGUUCUAUUGUUUCUUUCCCAGUGUUCACAAUGCAUGUUGAAUGCAUCGGAUGAGUGGUUAAGAAUUCCUAGCUCUCUCUUCAGCACACAUAUCUGCUUUAUAGAUUGAUGCACUGAAUUAAGAAAAAAUAUCAUAGGAUAUCCUUGAGUAUAUUUUGGUCAUGCUUGAGGUUUAAAAAAACCCUAUUUCACCAAAGCUUAUCUUGCUCUUAGCUUGGGGAAAUCUCAUUGUUUUGAGAUCUUGGAUUUGGUGUCCAGCUGUCUGUGGGCUGUUACUACAACAGAGCUUCUUAAGCCUGAUAGAGAAAAUGCAUUUAAUGUAUAAAGAGGGAACUGAAGUGACAAUUUCUCUACCUUCUCUUUCUUUCAAUUUUGAGAAACUAGUCAUUAUUUUAUGUAUGGUUUGUAUAUUUCAGAAGAGUUUUAAAAUGUCUUACCUAUACUUCCUUCCCUGACGUGACUUGCAACAUGAAUUUCUCUAUGACUUCAUGAUAACUUACCUUACAUAUAUUUAAAAAAAAGCACCAUUUGUACUCUUAUUUCUGUCUGUCUUGCAGUCAAACUCAGUUGUGUGAGUUUGGAAGAUUAAUGGUACUAGAAGUGUUUCACACAUCUUUCGUUGUGGGGCUCUGCUUCCACUGGUGCCACUGGCCACUUCCAGUAAAGCAGAUGACCACACAGUAGUUUUAGUCUAUUAGUCUGGAGAUCUGCAAGUGUCUUCGACUCCUGCAGAAAAGCAAGACUUCCCCAGGAAAUCAAGAUUUUUAUUUUGAGCUGUUUCCAAACUAACCCUUUUUAACUUUCAUAUCUACCUGUGUCGUUACCUGCUGUCCUUCCCAUGCCUGGAGUUCCCUGGCAUGACAGUGUCAUGGAGGGCAGGUGUAGCACUCACCUGCAGUCCUUGAACCUGCUCAGGGAGCCCUCUGUGGUACUCCUCCAACUUGCUGUCAUCUCAGGCUAAGCUAGGAGCACAGUGCUAACUCUCUCUGACCAGUCUUUAGAAGUUUCCUGGAGCCUGAAGGCUAUCUGGUACUGGAAAGCCGUAGAUAUUAAUGAAGUUUCAUGAAAACAUACAAGAUAUCUACAGAAAACUGCAUAUUCAGAUAGAGGCAGUGAGGCCCAGUGUGUCCUACCCAGUGCUUUAUUUCUCACUCUUCUUCACACAGACGGUCUUUGUUUUUGCUGCCUAAGGCAUGGAAAUAGCAUCCUAAGCUGCCUGGCCUGCAUUACGUCAAGAAUUCAGAAUUCUGCUUUAAUUCACAGCCAGAUUUUAAGGAUUGUGCUACCUUUUUGGAUUUUCUUUAAAUAUUUUUUCUCUUUCCUACUGCACUGAUUUAAGAAAAAAACCCAAACCUAUCUGGAUACAUCUGUAAUGCAACUGGGUCUUCGAUGCCUUGUGCCAAACUAACUUCCUGCAGCUCGCUAAGAACCUGGUAAUGCACAAGGGAAUGCAGAGGAGGACAACUGUUUAGCUUGGAAAAGGUAUGUCUGAAAAGGGAUAUGACAUACAGCUUUUCACAUAUGGUAGUAUGAUGGGAUGGAGAGCUCAGAUAGGGAGUGAUUGUUCCUCUGUUUAUCAUUGCCCAGGAACUACAGGAUACAGAUAAACAGUGGAACACAUUGCCACAGGAUGUUGGGUAUGUGGUUCAAGAAAAGCCAUUAGAUGAAUCUGCAGGCAGAAAAUCCAUUAGGGCUGGCUAAACAGACAGAUAAGCCUUUGGCUCAAAAAGUCAGUGAGGCACAGAUGCCCAGAGCUGACUCAAAGGCAUAGAAAAGAUCAGUUUGUCGGCGUGGAUAUCAGCUAUGCUGGAGAAAUAGGCUGGCAUAGAAAGCAGCAGUGGUAGAAGGAGAGAGAGCCUGUAGCAGGGAGGUCUGCUGGGAUGUGGAGGCACUUCCAGAGGUGGUCCUGGCUGGAAGGGUUGAAGAGAAGGCUGGUGCAUUGGGACAAAGCUGGAAGAUGAUCAAAAUUCAUACUGGCAGAGAUACAUGAAGGGAAUGAAGUAUACAGUGAUUGUAUACUGUAUUGGCAGGAAUGAAGUAUACAGUAAUUAAACUACUACAAUGUGGGAGGAGAGGCUGAUCAUCAUUGCUGGGAGGUGUGAAGAAUGAAACUGGUGACAGAGGAGAGCAGUGAUGCUGAAUCAAAUGAUCAGAGAUUGAGGAGCACCUAAAAGAAAUACAAGAGUGGAGUACUUGGAGCAGAGGAGAUGUCGUGGCACCCACAGUACCGCAGCUCCAAGUUCCGCCAUGUGUAUGGCAAAGCUGCCAGCAAGGACAAGUGCUAUGACUGUGUGCCCAUCACCCACAACAUCAAUGACAACCACUUCUGUGCUGUGAACCCCAGCUUCAUUGCGGUGGUGACCGAGUGCGUGGGCGGCGGUGCCUUCCUCGUCAUUCCCAUCAAGCAGACAGGCAAGCUUGACCCACAUUAUCCCAAAGUAUGUGGGCACAAAGGAAGUGUUCUGGACAUCAAGUGGAACCCAUUCAAUGACUUUAUAAUAGCUUCGUGUUCAGAAGAUGCCACAGUUAAAAUCUGGAAUAUCCCCAAUCAGUUGCUAAAAAGAAACAUUACCACUCCGAAGAAAGAACUUCUUGGGCAUGCUCGAAGAGUCGGUCUGAUUGAAUGGCAUCCCACGGCUGAUAACAUCCUCUUCAGCUCUGGCUAUGACUACAAGAUAAUGAUCUGGAACCUUGAUGUCGUGGACAAUGUUCUUUCAAACCCAGUGAAGAUUCUUGAUGUUCACAAGGAUGUGGUCCUCUCCAUGUCAUUCAACACAGAUGGCAGUCUCCUUGCCACUGCUUGCAGGGACAGAAAGAUACGUGUGAUAGACCCUCGUGCUGGAACAGUCCUACAGGAAGGAAGCUACAAGUCUCACAGAGUCAAUAAAGUCUUAUUCCUUGGAAACAUGAAAAUGCUGUUUUCUACUGGAAUGUCUCGGUGGAAUAAUAGGCAAAUUGCAUUAUGGGAUCAAAAUGACCUUUCUAUACCUUUACUGGAGGAGGAUCUGGAUGGUGACUCAGGACUACUGUUUCCCAUCUAUGACUCUGACACACACAUGCUUUACGUGGUGGGAAAGGGUGAUGGAAACAUACGGUACUAUGAGAUAAGUCCUGAGAAACCAUACCUGAGCUACCUGAUGGAAUAUCAUUCUCACUUACCACAGAAGGGAAUUGGAAUGAUGCCAAAGAGAGGUCUUGAUGUGGCAGCUUGUGAAAUUUUCCGUUUCUACAAACUGAUUCCAGCUAAAAGCCUGAUUGAGCCCAUCUCUAUGAUUGUGCCUCGACGGUCGGAAUCAUACCAGGCAGAUAUCUACCCCCUGACUGCAGCAGCCCAACCGGCACUGACAGCAGAAGAAUGGCUCAAUGGGAUUAACAAAGGGCCCCUCUUGGUAUCCUUGAGACCAGGCUCUGAAGCUGUGAAGUCCCUACCACAGUUUCUGGAUCAAGAAACAGAAGCUACUGACAUGAGCCAGCAACAGAAAGUGCAAGGAAUGAUUUCACUGGAGGACGAGCAGAAGCCAAGAGAGAUUGAAAGUAGCAGAAGGCUGAAUGUGAAUGAGAGUCUGCUAGAAAAUAAGCAAAUGUGCCUCUCCAAUGGCUUUGACAUAUUUCAGUGUCCACCACCAAAAACUGAAAGUGAGCUUUUACAGAUGUAUUACCGGCAACAGGAAGAAAUCCGUCGACUACGUGAGUUGGUAAUCCAGAAGGAUAUCCAAAUUAAACAACUGAUGCUGGAGCUCAGAAACCUCUGCACAGACACAGACACUGAAUGAGAUUGUUGGCCUACAGCUCUUUGUACCCCUGGACACAGGGGGAGACUCCAGUUCCUGCAGAUAACUCCUCCUAGAUUUUUUACUGGAGGUAGAAUUGAUAUUUCAGGCAGCAUGGACUUCCCUGGCUUGUGGUGGUCACAUUUCCCUAAUCAUCACCAGACGGUUUUUGAUGGACUUGCUGCGCUUCUUCAGGCUCCCCUUGGCUUGCCUGCUCACCAAUGUCAGAAGCUUGUGUAUUAAUGGUAGUGAGAGACUUUGGAAAAUCUUGCUCUUGUGGUCCUGGAGAAGUUACAUGUUAAGCUCUGGGAAUGACCUGUUUUGCUGCCCCUCCACAUGACAGGAGAAUGGGAGACUGAAGGCAACUACCAGCUUCUUUUUUUUGCCCUGGGGCCCAGUGAUGUGGCUCCUGUGGCUGCUGUCCCCUUGCUCAGGGAGUCCACUCUGCUGAGUGUCAGAGGCACCUCUAGCUCCAAAGUGAUCCUUAUGCACUCCUCUGACCUCACAGCUUGGCUCUGCCCCCAGGUGCUUCAGGAAAGCCGUGGCUGCCCUGACCUGGUGCUGGGGAUAGUCCCACUCUGGGGGUGCCAAGGGCCAGCACUCUUGUGAUAGGAGAGUUGGUGUUGGAUAUCCUACUUUAAAAAGGUCAUGGUGUGGGCUAGUUUUUGCCAGAGAAGCUGAAGAGUCUCUGUCGUGUGAGUUAGUGGCCUUUCCCUUCUUCUGCCAAAGACCAGCUGCAGUCAACUGGGGGUCAUCAGAGAUUGAGAGCAGCAUUUAAAGCUGCACAGUGUUGCCAAUGGGGGAAUUUGCUGAGAGUUUAAAAGAAUGAGUGGGGAGUUGGACCCCCAGCCCACUGCAGGUAUUUUAGCAAUGGUGCUAGAAGUAUUGUGUCAACCACAUUAAGAUCACAGGGCUGUGGCCAGUCAUGAACAGCCCUCCAGGACUGCUGGAGUAUCACUUGUCCUUAAUGCCUGCAGCUGCUGCUUUCUUCACUCCCAGGUGCCACUACCUUGUCCUAUUCCUGCAGCUGUCUACAGCUGCAGAGUCCCUCUUGCCUGUAUUGUCCAGCCCCCUGCAUCCUCCCAGGCUGCUCAGCCUUCCUCAGCCCUGUGGCCAAACUGAUCUGUGCCCUUCAGCACCAGCUCUCUGGCUCAAUGGUGGACCUUACGGAGAUGUCUUAAACCCAGACAGAGCAAGCGAACACUAUUUAACCUGUAACUGUGCACCUCUAUUGUGGGACGUAGGAAUCAUGGAAUCAACUAGGUCCAGGGGAUACGUCUGGGACACAUGCUUGUCACCAGAUGUGUUUUUUUGGCUGCAUUUUUUUUUAAUAUGAAAUGAUUUAAAUUAUUUCCAAAGUAAAGUAAUUUUUCAGGGGAUUUUUACAUCCUCUUGAGAAGUGUUUCUUUGUUAUUCUAUGACUGACUAGCAUAGAGAAUGGUUGGUCACUAUGGUUCUUAUCCUUGGGUUUUGUUGAUUUCAGCAUUUAUGGAAAAGAAAGUGCUUUUAUUUAGGCUUUGGUGAGCCUGUUUAAUCAAAACUUCUUUUUUAGACAGUAUGCCUGUAAAAGCGUGGACUGUGAAAUGUAUUUAAAUUUGGAGCUUAACUGCAACCAUUAAUCUUUCACUGGAAAAAACCUUGAGGAAAUGGAGUUAUGCGUUCAUGAUCUGUGCCUAAAUAGUAUUGAGUGAUCCUUCUGACAGUUUCAGAACUCCUAAAAGCUUUGUAAAAAACUGUUGAACAUGGGGAUAAAAAACAAAUCUGUGCAAUGAAAAGCAAAUAUAACUGAAUAAUAAAUAUAUUUAGAAUUUUGCAUUUUGAUACAUGCAA
Molecule: messenger RNA, 5975 nt
Organism: Motacilla alba alba
Lineage: Eukaryota; Metazoa; Chordata; Aves; Passeriformes; Motacillidae
Gene: CORO2A
Product: coronin 2A
Exons: 12
Coding region: 2583-4148 (521 amino acids)
Biological process (GO): actin filament organization
Molecular function (GO): actin filament binding
Source: RefSeq, a predicted model, not a curated record